CCCAAGGGCAACACUGGAAUAUGAAUGUUGAGGCACCCAGGCAGCCAAAAAUUGUCAAGGAAAAACAUAAAGGGGAUUUCGUUGCCAAUUAGAAGCAGCAGCAGCUCUCAUUUUUUAAAGGGCUUAACGGCAGGAGUAGUCAGAAUCCUGCGAUUGUUUCCGUCGAAAGAGUCGGGACUGUAAAUUAUGACAACAAGAGACAGUUAUUUUUAGUUUUGAAGGUCGGUAGGUACAAAUAAUUGAUAAGAGUAAAAAAGGCAGAGAUGUUCUCACUCUUUUAUGGAUUUUGGAAGUACCUAUUUAGUAAGACAGAGUUUCAUGUACUCAUUCUUGGAAUCGACAAGGCUGGGAAAACAACUUUGUUAGAGAAGUUGAAGACCGUAUACUCAAACUUGGAAGGCCUACCACCUGAUCGAAUUGUUCCAACUGUGGGACUUAAUAUUGGUCGGAUUGAAGUGUCAAAUACGAAACUUGUAUUAUGGGACCUGGGAGGCCAGCCUGGUCUUCGCUCAAUUUGGGAGAAAUACUAUGAAGAGGCGCAUGCUGUGAUAUUCGUAGUGGAUGCUGCUUGUCCUUCACGUUUUGAAGAUUCAAAAUCUGCACUUGAGAAAGUUCUUAGACAUGAGGAUCUGCAGGGAGCCCCUCUCCUGAUAUUAGCAAACAAGCAGGAUCUCUCUGAAGCGGUAUCAGCUGAAGAACUUGCCCAAUAUCUGGAUCUUAAAAAAUUGGAUGAAAGGGCUUACAUGUUUGAGGCUGUUUCUGCUUUUGAUGGGAUGGGGAUUAAAGAAGCUGUGGAGUGGUUGGUUGAAGUAAUGGAGAGAAGCAAAAGAACUGAGACGUUGAGAAUUCGAGCAGGUGUAACCGGUCCUACUUAGAGCUUAAAGGGAAAGAUACCAAG
This is a messenger RNA of Durio zibethinus, 898 nucleotides long. RefSeq lists its product as uncharacterized. The record is from RefSeq and is a predicted model, not a curated record. Gene Ontology annotation, biological process: intracellular protein transport; Golgi to plasma membrane protein transport; protein localization to Golgi apparatus. Gene Ontology annotation, cellular component: Golgi apparatus. Lineage: Eukaryota; Viridiplantae; Streptophyta; Magnoliopsida; Malvales; Malvaceae. Gene Ontology annotation, molecular function: GTPase activity; GTP binding.